UCGAUCCAUAUUGCUUCCUUCGUCAAGAUCUUCACCAAAACCGGGAGGCCCAGAGCCAGAGCCACCGCCUCUGGAUUAUCUGACGUACCAGGACUUUCGGUAGCAAGCAGUCCAGAUUCACCUAUUGUUUUCCUCACAUUGAAGAAGUCAACAAGUUCAUCAAAAGCUGACAAGGAUCUUCUUCAAGAAAUUGCUGACCGCGUCUUGAAGGAUGAGUUUGUAUUUGUGGUGACCUCCAAGAAAUCAACACUUGAUAGAUGUCCAUUGCCUGUUGGAAUCAGAUUGUUCGUCUCUACUAGCCAUUCUGAAUUAGAUCUGCUCAAGGCAUCUGAAUCAUUGAAAAGAGUUGCAGCCUUAGUGUUUGAGUGUUGUGCUUGAGUGUGAAACUCAAAGCCGAUUAGCUUAUUUCUCACCUUGCUGCAUUUGUGCAUUUGCAUGUGAUCAAUCUAGCUCGGUCUCUUAGCAUAAAUGUCGUAGUAAAGAAAAAAGCCUUCAUUAGUUGAAUAGUUUUGUAAUGUAGGUAUAGCCCAAGAAAGAAUGGCCUCUGAUUGUUGACAAUCUUACAUAUUUUGGUUUACGGUUGAUUUAUAAUUACUUUUGUUU
Molecule: messenger RNA, 603 nt
Organism: Humulus lupulus (European hop)
Lineage: Eukaryota; Viridiplantae; Streptophyta; Magnoliopsida; Rosales; Cannabaceae
Product: long chain base biosynthesis protein 1b-like
Exons: 3
Biological process (GO): sphingosine biosynthetic process; ceramide biosynthetic process
Cellular component (GO): endoplasmic reticulum
Molecular function (GO): serine C-palmitoyltransferase activity
Source: RefSeq, a predicted model, not a curated record